Molecule: messenger RNA, 3559 nt
Organism: Bubalus bubalis (water buffalo)
Lineage: Eukaryota; Metazoa; Chordata; Mammalia; Artiodactyla; Bovidae
Gene: ARMC9
Product: armadillo repeat containing 9
Exons: 22
Coding region: 183-2435 (750 amino acids)
Biological process (GO): cilium assembly
Cellular component (GO): ciliary basal body; ciliary tip; centriole
Molecular function (GO): protein binding
Source: RefSeq, a predicted model, not a curated record
CCCAGGGUGCUCCGCACAGGUCACGUCCCGUGAUUGGCUGCUCUGCUCCACGUGGUGCCAGGCUGGCGGCGGUGGUUGCCGGGGCGACGGCUGGAGACGUGGAGGCCGGGCCGGGUAGGCGCGUGCGUCCGCUACGGAGGAGCAGAGAUUUUUGCUGUGAGAAUUAACAGUAUCUGUUCAAUAUGGUAGACAUUCUGGCUCAUGAAUCAGAAUUACUUGGACUAGUGAAAGAGUAUUUAGAUUUUGCUGAAUUUGAAGACACCUUGAAAACAUUUUUGAAAGAAUGCAAAAUAAAAGGAAAACCAUUAUCUAAAUCUACAUGUGGCUCUUUAAGGGACCCCAAAUCAUUGAAAUUCCAGAGGGAUCUCCUUGCUGCGUUUGACAGUGGAGACCAGAAGGUGUUCUUCAGGCUGUGGGAGGAGCACAUCCCCAGGCCCAUCCGGGACGGCGACUCUCUGGCCCAGAAGCUGGAGUUCUACCUUCACAUCCACUUUGCCAUCUAUCUUCUGAAGCACUCCUCAGGCAGACCUGACAAAGAGGACCUGGAUGAAAGGAUUUCUUAUUUCAAAACCUUCCUGGAGACCAAAGGGGCGGCCCUGAGCCAGACCACAGAGUUCCUGCCUUUCUACGCCCUGCCUUUUGUUCCCAACCCCAUGGCGCACCCCUCAUAUAAAGAACUCUUCCAGGAUUCAUGGACUCCAGAAUUAAAGUUGAAAUUGGAAAAGUUUCUGGCUUUAAUGUUCAAAGCCAGUAACACGCCAAAGCUUUUAACAUUGUAUAAGGAGAAUGGACAAAGCAACAAAGACAUGUUGCAGCAGCUCCACCAGCAGCUGGUAGAAGCUGAGCGGAGGUCCAUGACGUACCUGAAACGGUACAACAGGAUCCAGGCCGACUACCACAACCUCAUCGGAGUCACGGCAGAGCUGGUGGAUUCUCUGGAGGCCACGGUCAGUGGCAAGAUGAUCACCCCUGAGUACCUGCAGAGCGUCUGCGUCCGCCUCUUCAGCAACCAGAUGCGGCAGAGCCUGGCGCACAGCGUGGACUUCACGAGGCCCGGCACGGCUUCAACCAUGUUAAGAGCCUCCUUGGCACCCGUGAAAUUGAAGGAUGUCCCAUUACUGCCCUCUUUGGAUUAUGAGAAACUGAAGAAGGAUUUGAUUUUGGGGAGUGACCGCUUGAAAGCCUUCUUGUUGCAGGCUCUACGCUGGCGCUUGACCACAUCACAUCCCGGAGAGCAGAGGGAGACCAUCCUGCAGGCCUACAUCAGCAACGACCUGUUGGACUGCCACAGCCACAGCCAGAGGAGUGUGCUUCAGCUGCUGCGAUCCAAGAGUGAGGUGGUACGGCAGUACAUGGCCAGGCUCAUCAACGCUUUCGCAUCCCUAGCAGAAGGUCGCCGCUACCUCGCCCAGAGCACAAAGGUGCUGCAGAUGCUGGAGGAAAGGCUGAAGGAGGAAGACAAGGAUGUCAUCACCCGGGAGAAUGUUCUUGGGGCCCUGCAGAAGUUCAGCCUCAGGCGCCCACUGCAGACAGCGAUGAUUCAAGAUGGCCUCAUCUUCUGGCUGAUUGACAUCCUGAAGGAGCCCGACUGCCUGUCUGACUACACGCUCGAGUACUCGGUGGCUCUGCUCAUGAACCUCUGCCUCAGGAGCUCAGGGAAGAAUAUGUGUGCCAAGGUGGCGGGCCUGGUGCUGAAAGUCCUUUCGGAUCUGCUCGGCCAUGAAAACCACGAGAUACAGCCAUAUGUGAACGGAGCUCUGUACAGCAUCCUUUCCAUCCCAUCCAUUCGCGAGGAAGCUAGAGCAAUGGGAAUGGAAGACAUCCUCCGCUGCUUCAUCAAAGAGGGCAACGCCGAAAUGAUCCGCCAGAUCGAGUUUAUCAUCAAGCAGCUCAAUUCAGAAGAGCUACUGGAUGGUGUUCUUGAAUCUGAUGAUGAUGAAGAUGAAGAUGAUGAAGAGGACCAUGACACUAUGGAAGCCGAUCUGGACAAGGACGAACUGAUCCAGCCCCAGCUUGGAGAGCUCUCAGGGGAGAAGCUUCUAACCACGGAGUACUUGGGAGGGAUUCACAUCAAGCUUCUCCUGCAAGCCCCGGGCCCCCCGCACCCCGGAGAUGCUGGACAUGAACCCACCCAAGGUCAAGGCAUCGGCUCUGGGCCCUCAGUUCUCCUCAUGUGGCCCCCAGCAGGCCAGCCGUCCCAGCUCCAUGACCUCUUCCACAAGGAGCCUGCAGAGCAGCCCGUCUUCCAGGAAGUGAGGAUGGGUUCUUCCCCGCGGUCACCGUCCCUUUGCCCAAUGACCAGCCCGCUUCCUGCCCUUGGCCAGCUGGCAGCUGCAGACGACAAAAGUGACGAGAUGGUUGUUGUCACACCACCAGGUGACUCGAGGAGCCGAGGAGGACAACCCUCCAGGCGUCCAGGAGCAGGCCCACCGUAGCCCAUGCCCCAGGGUCCUGCCACUGUCCUUCCUGCCCACCCUCCCCGCCGGCACCCAACUUGGGGGGGCAGCGGGGGACAGCAGAGCCAAAGCCGGGAGCUCGUCCAUCUUGGGGAGCCAGGGCCAGGCAGCUCAGCCAGAGGCAGGCCCUCGACCUUGGAGGAAACCGGUCCUCCUCACCCAGACCAAGUAUGAGGAAACAGAAGGGGGUUAGAAUACGGGAAAGUCCUUCUCAAGUCGGCUACCUGAGCAGCAGACUUGGUAUUUUCUUCCUCUUAAAACCUGGAAAGAAUAUGGGGUGUUCCCCUCUGUGGCUGGAAUACGGCUGUUCCACAGCGGCCCUGUGCUUCUGCACACGUGUUCUAAGGGCUCAGAGGGUUGACCAGUUUAAAGCCAUUUUCCUCCCUCCGUCCGUUAAGACCACAAGCACAGACUGUGCCCCCAGCAGGGUGACUGGUCCCCACUGGGGGAGGCCCGUUGCUCCCUCCUUGCCAAGGGUGACAUCAGGGCCAAUCCUAGUGUUGGGGCCCGUGUGAGGAAAGCAGGAGAGCCUCCAUCUUGAAGCCUGUCAUCUGUCUUAAAGGCAGGAUGUGAACGGGGCCUGGACCCUAGCCCCGGAAUGAGGAAAUGGUCACUAGUGAAAACCAGGUCUCCUGGAGACUUCCCUCCCUACAGGUGGCAAACAGAGAUUGUAGUUGAAGUCAGGCUGCCCCUGUUAGAUUAACCAUGGAGACAUCCCCCCUUGAUGUAAAUCAUUGCCCCCCCACCCCACCUUUAACCUUAAUUGUUUGUUCUCCUAGCACCUACUUGUUGUAAACUCAAUCAUAUGCAACAGAGAGGUUGCUAACAUGUAACCUGUCACAUAGUGGGGGGUAUAAAACUGGGCCUCUCAGAAACUUCAGGGUCCUUGUUGGGAACCGAUUCCCCCUUGGACCUGCUGGUGUAAUGAACCGUACUGCACUGUCUUAAGUGUCCUCCGAGGUGUGUGUUGCGACUCCGGAUUCCACAACACUGGGACAGAGAAAGAGCGUUCACCUGCAGAGUCAGCGCUGCUACCCAAGCCUGUAGCAGGGUCUGACCUCACCUAAAACAGAAAUACUGAAAUAAAAUGAUGAGUAUUGAGA